UCUCGGGUGAAAACAGCCGUCGUAGUUCGACACUGUGGCAUAGCCACGUACCGUAGAAACGCCACCUCAUUCACCCAUUUAUAUAAUCACUAAAUUUCUCUCUCGUUGCUUCCUAUUGCAUUGUCAAUGGCGGACCCUUCAGAAACCGUACAACCCAAGGCGGUGGAAAUCGCCGAUGAUAAUAUUAUUAAUGAUCAACAACCCAUUACUCCUUCUCCCCCGCUGUCCUCUAAUUCCGACAAAGUGGAACAUUCUCCGCCGGAGGACGAGGCGGCGGAGAGUUCUGAAAUGUUGAGGAAAAAGCAACCUGUUCAUCGCGUUCUUGGCUCCGGAAAGCUUGCGGAUGCGUUCUUAUGGCGGGACAAGAAGGUCUCGGUUGCGUUUGUUGGCGGAGCAACGAUAGUUUGGGCGUUUUUUGAAUUGCUUGAAUAUCAUUUGCUUCCAAUUCUAUGUUACGCGUUGAUCGUGGUUGUUGCUCUCUUGUUUCUUUGGUCCAAUGCUCAUAUAUUCAUCUACAAGAGCCCUCCUCAUCUUCCGGAAGUUCGUAUUAGGGAGGAACCAUUGCUACAGGUAGCUUCUGCAGCAAGGAUAGAGAUCAAUCGGGCCAUUGCGAUGUUACGUGAUGUUGCAUCCGGGAGAGAUGUGAAGAAGUUUCUUGCUGUGGUUGUUGGCUUGUGGUUCCUAUCAGUAGUAGGAAAACGGUGCAAUUUUUUGACCCUGUUUUACAUAGUUGUUGUACUGCUGCACACGGUACCGGUCUUUUACGAGAAGUACAAGUACAAAAUCGACUCAUUUAUGGAGAAGAUCGUGGCAGAGAGUAAAAAGAAGUAUUCGGUUUUUAAUGAGAAAGUGGCGAGUAGAUUUUCCAAAGAACCAUUAAGGGACAAGAAGGAUUGAAAGAAAGGGAGGAAAAGGGUAUAAUGUAUGUUCUCUUUUGGACUUGAAAGUCUCCUUUUUCUUUCUGGCUAAUGUGUAAAUGUUUUGAUUUGAUGUUCAAACUCAAGCUUAUAUGUGUUUGUACAUAUUAAACUUUGUAUAAGGUUACUUCUUUUCUUGAA
Molecule: messenger RNA, 1058 nt
Organism: Cucumis melo (muskmelon)
Lineage: Eukaryota; Viridiplantae; Streptophyta; Magnoliopsida; Cucurbitales; Cucurbitaceae
Product: reticulon-like protein B2
Exons: 5
Coding region: 127-897 (256 amino acids)
Source: RefSeq, a predicted model, not a curated record